CCGUGAACUCUUGUGGUGAACUCCUUUCUAUGGCUCUGUGAACUGUCUACUGUCUAUUAUGUUAUGAAGGUUAUGAGACUUGAAUGAAAUUACUAUUUUGGAGAAAGGAAUCUAUUUGUACAGCUAUUAGGUAGUUUGGAUGUUAAUUUAAGAAGGUGUAAUAAUCUUAGUUUAAUUUGACCAAGAAACACGAUUUGAAACAAACUAUGCAUCGUGCCAAGACCCUUGUGACUGCUAUUUCAGCAGGCAUCCCAUCACAAAAAUUUGCUUCAUGGCUUAUUAAAAAUUCUCCAGCAGUUUUACAAUGCAGUCAGUGCCGAGCUUAUAACGUUCCUGCAGCAGCAGAACCAUUCUUAAAUGGAAGUUCCGGACAAUAUGUUGAAGAUAUGUAUAAUGCUUGGCUUGCAGAUCCAUCUAGUGUACAUGCUUCAUGGGAUGCUUUUUUUCGAAAUUCACAAUCUGGAGGGCAGGGGUAUAUAUCACCUCCAAGUUUAGCCACACCUUCAAGAAACGAGGUCCCACUAGGUGCCCUUAUACCUAGCCUAGGAGGUUCAGCAUUAGCUGGCCAAGGUAUUAAUGAGAAGAUUAUUGAUGAUCAUUUAGCUGUACAGGCUAUUAUUAGAAGUUACCAGAUACGAGGGCAUCACAUUGCUAAUUUGGAUCCACUUGGCAUCAACAGCGCUGAUUUGGAUGAUCAGACACCGCAAGAACUUAUUUACAAAAAUUACAAUUUUGACAGCCCUUCAAGAACCUAUUCAGAAGAACUUAAGAGACAAGUUCAACAGUUUAUGCGGCAUGAGAAUGAUAUGGAUCGAGUGUUCAAGUUGCCUUCAACGACUUUCAUAGGUGGAGGUGAAAAAUCUUUACCAUUAAGAGAAAUUUUGCGGCGAUUAGAAUUGUCCUAUUGUCGUCACAUCGGUGUAGAAUUUAUGUUUAUAAACAGUCUUGAACAGUGCAACUGGAUCAGGCAAAGACUGGAAUCGCCAGGCUGUAUGGAUUUAGGUCCCGAUCAGAAGAGGCUUAUUCUGGCAAGAUUGACUAGAGCUACCGGAUUUGAGUCAUUUUUGGCUAGAAAGUGGUCAUCAGAAAAGCGUUUUGGAUUGGAAGGAUGUGAAAUGCUUAUUCCAGCUAUGAAAACCGUAAUUGACAAGUCAACAGAGCUGGGAGUUGAGAGCAUUGUUAUGGGAAUGCCCCACAGAGGACGCUUAAAUGUAUUAGCUAAUGUUUGCAGAAAGCCUUUAUAUCAACUAUUCACUCAGUUUGCUGGACUGGAAGCCGCAGAUGAUGGUUCUGGUGAUGUGAAGUACCAUUUAGGAACAUACAUUGAACGAUUAAAUCGAGUUACAAACAAAAAUAUACGAUUAGCGGUAGUGGCAAAUCCAUCACAUUUGGAAACUGUAGAUCCUGUCGUGGAAGGCAAGACACGAGCUGAACAGUUUUACAGAGGGGACGGAGAGGGUAAAAAAGUGAUGUCUAUGUUGCUUCAUGGAGAUGCGGCUUUCGCAGGUCAAGGCGUUGUAUUUGAGACUAUGCAUUUAUCUGAAUUACCAGACUAUACAACUCAUGGAACUGUACAUAUUGUCGUCAAUAAUCAAAUUGGAUUCACCACAGAUCCAAGAUUUUCACGAUCGUCGCCAUAUUGUACCGAUGUUGCUCGUGUUGUCAAUGCUCCCAUAUUCCACGUGAAUGGUGACGAUCCUGAAUCUGUAAUUCACGUAUGCAAAAUUGCCGCAGAAUGGAGAGCGACAUUUCACAAAGAUGUCGUUAUUGAUUUGGUUUGUUACCGCCGAUACGGUCACAAUGAAUUGGAUGAGCCUAUGUUUACACAACCUCUUAUGUAUAGAAAGAUUCGAAGUACAAAACCGUCCUUGGACAAAUACGCUGAACAACUUUUAAGCGAAGGUGUUGUUACUGAGUCUGAAGUCCAAGAUGUAAAAGCGAAAUACGACAAAAUUUGCGAAGAAGCUCUAGAAAGAGCUCGUCAAGAAACUCAUAUCAAGUAUAAAGAUUGGAUUGAUAGUCCAUGGUCUGGCUUUUUUGAAGGAAAAGACCCAUUGAAGGUCGGCAAGACUGGGAUAGUAGAAGAUACCUUGGUUCAUAUUGGAAAGAGAUUUUCCUCACCACCACCCAAUGCAGCAGAAUUCAAAAUUCAUAAAGGAAUUGAACGUAUUUUAAGAUCUAGGAUGGAAAUGGUGGACAACAGGACAGUGGAUUGGGCUUUGGGGGAAGCGAUGGCAUUUGGUUCUCUUUUAAAAGAGGGUAUUCACGUUCGAUUGUCUGGACAAGAUGUAGAGAGAGGAACAUUUUCUCAUAGACAUCACGUUUUACAUCACCAGGCUGUUGAUAAAGCUACUUAUAGGCCAUUAUGUAAUUUGUAUCCAGAUCAAGCACCCUACACAGUGUGCAAUAGCUCUCUUUCUGAAUAUGGUGUUCUUGGUUUUGAAUUGGGAUAUUCAAUGACUAAUCCAAAUGCGUUGGUCAUAUGGGAAGCUCAGUUUGGAGAUUUUGCAAAUACUGCACAGUGCAUUAUUGAUCAACUACUAGCCAGUGGUCAGUCUAAAUGGGUUAGACAAACUGGUUUAGUAAUGUUAUUACCACACGGAAUGGAAGGUCAAGGUCCAGAACACUCCAGUGCUCGCUUGGAACGGUUCCUACAAAUGUCAUCUGAUGAUCCUGAUUAUUUCCCUCCGGAAACUGAAGAUUUUGCAGUGCGUCAACUACACGAUAUUAAUUGGAUAAUUGCCAAUUGCACUACGCCUGCUAAUAUGUUCCAUUUGUUGAGGAGGCAAAUUGCUCUACCAUUCAGGAAACCUUUAGUCAUUAUGACGCCUAAGAGUUUGUUAAGACACCCAGAAGCAAGAAGUUCAUUUGACGAUAUGGUUGAAGGUACCGAAUUUAGAAGAAUUAUUCCCGAGGAAGGGCCAGCUUCACAAAAUCCUGAUGGCGUUAAAAAGUUAUUGUUUUGUUCUGGAAAAGUGUACUUUGACUUGGUAAAGGCUACUAGAGAUUUAGGUUUGGAAAAUAAGAUAGCGGUUUCACGGGUUGAACAAUUAACUCCUUUCCCAUUCGAUCUGGUUAAACAAGAAUGUAAUAAAUAUCCAAAUGCUGAAAUUGCAUGGGCACAGGAGGAGCACAAAAAUCAAGGGGCGUGGACAUAUGUUAAACCUAGAUUCGAAACCACUUUAUCUGGACAAAGAGAUGUUAUUCCCGCUAAAAAAAGUUGGUUUAGUAAAUUAUUUCCUGAAGUUGACAAUAAAUCAAUAAAUCAAGAACAAAAAAUCGACAAAAGGGUUAUUAGUUAUGUUGGUAGACCUGUAGCUGCUAGUACAGCUACAGGCAGCAAAGCGCAGCAUUUGAAGGAACUGAAAAACUUACUUGAUGAUGCAACUAGACUUUAAGAAAUAAUAAUUGUUCUGUUAAUUAUUACAUAUAUAGUUAUGCUACUACACAAGUUUAAGGAUAGUUAUAUCACUACACCUUAAAAGAUGGUAAUAGAAUAAAAAUUAUAUAUAAUUAGAUAUUUCAAUUAUAUAUUAGUUUGCUGUUGUUUCUGUUACCUGCUAUUACUUGCAUAUUAAACAUAACUAGUGUAUAUAGGUUUACUAAGAAUUCUAUUUUAAUUUAAUUUAUUUGUAUAUGUAUAUUUUUAAAAAAAAUAACGAUGUAUUAAAGGCACACACUGAUUGUAUUACAUAUACAGUUUGGUACUUAUAAUUUAUAGGUAAUCUAAAGAUUACCUAACUUAUUUAUAUUUGGUUAAGAGAAUGUAAAAGUAUUUUAAAUUGUUAUUUAUUGUAUUUGAUUGCGAUAAUUUCAGUGGAAAAAUAAAAUUUAAAUUAGAAAA
Molecule: messenger RNA, 3844 nt
Organism: Sitophilus oryzae (rice weevil)
Lineage: Eukaryota; Metazoa; Arthropoda; Insecta; Coleoptera; Curculionidae
Gene: Nc73EF
Product: 2-oxoglutarate dehydrogenase, mitochondrial
Exons: 20
Coding region: 207-3398 (1063 amino acids)
Biological process (GO): tricarboxylic acid cycle
Cellular component (GO): oxoglutarate dehydrogenase complex; mitochondrion
Molecular function (GO): thiamine pyrophosphate binding; oxoglutarate dehydrogenase (succinyl-transferring) activity
Source: RefSeq, a predicted model, not a curated record